AUGUCUCAAUCGGUAUCUUCCCCAACGGAGGAUUCCGAGGAAGAAUUGUUCCACCACCCUUCAUGGCCCGAACAGUGGUCUCAUCCCGAAUUCACGGUUUCUCAUGAUGAACGCAGAGCACGGUGGAGACAACAGUCUUGGCAGCAUGACGACCGUGAUUCUGUUAAUUUCAUGAGAAGUGGCAAAUGGCCCUGGGGCUUCAUUAUUUAUCGCACCGUCUAUACCCCUGAGUCGGACCAAGUAUGGUCGGCUUGUCUCAAGGAAAUCGAGGAAUGCGUCCGCUGCGAGAUCGAUCUGGGCGGAAAGGACUUUCUAGAUGAAAUUCCUGAGAAAAUUCUCUCAGAGACAUUCAAAAACGUUGUUCUUGAAGAUCAGGAACGCUGGGACUCCGCAUCAGUGAAGCAGAUUCGUGCUGACUUCAUCGCGCACUUGGAAUCACUCGGUUUGUCUGUUGGAGACGACAUGCCUCGGUCAUGUUUCUGUCUUUUUAUUGAUGAUGCAUGCUUGCAAUCUAUCAGAAAUACAUUCGACGAGCCUGAAAAUAACAGGGGGAGUUGGGCUCCGCCAGGAUUUGUUGGAAUUAUUGAUCCUAGUUAUGUUGAGGGUCGAAGCUAUGACAACAUGGAGUAUCGAGGAUUUAUGCGAGUGCAAAUUAAAUGCCUCUUUGGGCUGAUAGCCCGUCAAUUACCUUAUUUUUCUAUGGAAGAAAUUUGCCCGAGAAUGUACCAUGACAUGCGACCCCGGGCCAUCGAUCCAAGGAAGAUUCCUCUUUACACAGGGCUUUGA
Molecule: messenger RNA, 786 nt
Organism: Penicillium antarcticum
Lineage: Eukaryota; Fungi; Ascomycota; Eurotiomycetes; Eurotiales; Aspergillaceae
Exons: 1
Coding region: 1-786 (261 amino acids)
Source: RefSeq, a predicted model, not a curated record